Molecule: messenger RNA, 548 nt
Organism: Saccostrea cuccullata (small rock oyster)
Lineage: Eukaryota; Metazoa; Mollusca; Bivalvia; Ostreida; Ostreidae
Exons: 5
Source: RefSeq, a predicted model, not a curated record
CACUCCUCGUACGUCAUUCAAAAAGGAAGACGCAUUUAUUGUAUUUAAUAACCCGUAUAUCAAAUCAUUAAGUUCAUUGUGAUAGUACACAAAAGGAAUUCUAAAGAUGAUCUUCAAUCUUAUACUGAUACUUGUUUAUCAGCUACAGGUGGACAUCAGCGCUCAGAAAGAUAACAAAUGCAGGAGAACAAAUGGUGCCUUGAUAUGCUGUACUGGUUACUAUUUGUUUAAUGAUCGUUGUAUCGAAUGUUUUGGAGCAUUUGGAGAAAACUGUUCUACGCCAUGUGGAGAGAAUUCGUACGGUUACAGAUGUAGAAAAACCUGUAAUUGUACAGAGAACAAAGUUUGCAAUAAAUAUAUAGGAUGUCAGGUGCAUGGUUUAUUCAAUGCAAAAGAAAAAGACAGUGGUGAGAGCGGAAUACUGGUUCUGGUGAUCGGCCUUGGAUCCGUUACUUUGUCAGCUUCUCUGGUGUUUGUCGGUAUAAUGUUUUGUAGAUGGCGGAUACAUUUGCAGAGCACAUUUAAAAUCAGUGAGGACAAUACAAGUG